GUUUGUAGUAGUUUGUUUACCUUUUUCAUCGAACCUAAAUUUGAACUUUCUUUUACAUUUUUGGGGAUUUUUACAUUUCGUUUGGCGAUAAUAAUGUCUUGUCCCGAAUCUAACAUCACAUCGUUGGAAAAAGGCGACAUUUUACACCAGCAAGUUCUGGCGUCGUUUCCUCUCUGUGACUUGACCGAAGAGGAUCUCAGCCAGAACCCUCAGUUCUGUAAACUCCUGUCCACUCUGACGCAGCAUGUGGACUCCACUGGACUCACGCUGACACUCAAGACGGAGCUGGAGAAGGCUGAGCAGAAGCUGCAGAGUCAGAGGAGGAACUGGCUUCAGUCUCAGGGCCUUUUCCAGACGCUGAAGGAGAUGAUCCAGGAGCACUGCGUCAAAAAGCACCACUCCAUCGUCCCGCCCGACAGGAAUAUGUUUUACGAGACGAUGGAGAAGUGUCUGCUCGUGGCUCGGUGCGUUCGAAUGUUGGAUCCGAGCGACACCACGGAAAAGGAGCUGCCCAAUAUCCUGGGGCUGGAACCUGAACACGUGCUGCAGCUGAUGCCUCUAGAGAAAAACGUGCAGAGAAUGAAGCAAAGUUUGCCCCAUGAGCUGGAGAAACAUCUGAAGAAGAAGUGUCUGAGCCUCCUCUGUUACUACCAUCCUGAGUGGGAAAACGAGAGCGAGAAUCUGAAGUGCACUAAACUGAUGCACCUGUCGAAACAAGUGGCCAAAGACAAGAAGAGCGCAGAGAGUCUGAAGGAGCGCUGUCGGGAAAACAAAAUCCUGCUGCAGAGACAGACUCAGCUUUAUCUCUCCGAGCUGGUUAAAUGCAUUAAACUCCUACAAACUCUCAUCCUGGAUCACAGACUGAAAAUUCAGACGGAUUUGGAUAAGAAAAAGUUGGAGUACUUCGAGGGCAAAUGUGAACUGGUGCUGCAGAAGAUCAAGACGGAGAUGGUCGAGAUUCAGCUGGACACUUACACACCAGACGCAAUAUCUGCCCACAGAAAAAUAAGAGAGAAACUGGAGUCCGAGCUGAAGUUCCGUCAGGAGGAGAAACAGUCCGUGGAGUUAAAACUCGCCUCUUUCGAGAUCUUGGGGAAAGAGUUCCAGGCCCUGGCGGAGGAGUACGGCAGGUUACGACGAGAGAUUGAAAUGAAAAACUGGGCCCUGAAAGAGUUCACUCAGUUCAGCAACAAGUGAACGUUUGUAGAAGAAGUUCAGCUCUUAAAUAUUUGAGAAAUGAUGUUUAACCGUUUGUUUUUGUUUUAUUAAUGUCAAAGUUCUAGUUUUGUUUCUGGUUCAUGUGACGUUAGAUUCUUUACGCUGAAAUGGAGAACAAAUUAUCGCAGUAUUUGUCAGAGGUGGGGACUUAAAAAUCGUGACUUGGACUCGAGUCGGACUUGAGUCACUGUUUUUAAGACUUGAGACUUGACUUGAUAAAAUGGACUAAGACUUGGGACUCAACUUGGACUUGAAGAUCAGUGACUUUGGUCUUGACUUGGACUUGAGCCCUGUGACUUGACAAGACUUUGAAGAUAAUGUUUUUAUAAAAUACUUUUCUCUUUCCAGUUGUUGUUGAAUUUUACAGGAACAAACUUUCACAUGUUUGUCCAACUUCUCUAUUUGUCACUUUCGAUGGAACUGAAGUACUCUGAUACUCAAAUGUACUGCAGUAAUAUAAAGUACAACACAGUAAAACAGAGGGAACUACACAAAGAACACAAUACUUCCAUUUCAGUGCAAACUACAAGAUAAAAUAACGGUUAUUAAGCACUUUUAAAUCUGAAUCUUUCUGUUCUGACCGUAAUAAUUCACACUAACAUCUUGUCAAGACGUUUAAAAAGGAAAAAAAUGUUAUUAUUAAGCAUUUCUACAACACUUAUAUAAAUAUACCAUGACUUUUUAAGAACAGUUUAGUUUAAAAAUUCAUAUAAAUUGCAAAAAUCAAAGCUAUAUUUGUUACUUUUUUGGUUUAAAGACUUGAAAUGACUUGAAGCUCAAAGCAGACGACUUGGACUUGACUUGGACUUAUGGGACAGUGACUCGAGACUCGACUUGGACUUGCCUGUGGGUCAGUCCGUAUGAAAUCAGCCGUUUUCAAGGAAUCUCCCCUAUGAGCCGUCUCAGAUUUGGCUGAAAAAAAUUCAAAAAAAUUUCUAAAAUCACCAAAUGAAAGAAUCUCAAAUUUUAGCUCAGUCCCUUGAGUCGUUCCUGAGUUAUGGCCCGUUGAUUCAAGAAAAGAGAGUCAUUUUCAAAAAUUCCGUUUGAAAUGAAGGAAGUUAAUAGUAGAUGUUUUUAUUACUUUGGCAUAUUCUGAUUAGUUUAAAGUUUCUCUGGUAAAAAAUUUAUCAACAUCUAACUGUGCCACAUGGGGAACCGAGGCUCCAAAGAAGGGACCAAAAAGAUCACAUUUGUUCUGUGACCAUAUUUGAGACUCUACACCGUCCACAUGAAAACUCAGAAAAGUGUGAGAUUUGUGUCAGAAAUGUUCAUUCUCUCAAAUAUUCAGGUUCAACUGUUAGUUUGUAAAUAUCUGCUUGGAGUAAAUAGAUCUUGGACCUCAAAAAUUGAAAAAAAAAAAUUGAGCGGCAACAAAAAGUGAGAUUUUGGAGGCCCACAGCGCCCCCCUUAAUAAAAAUACACAAUAUUUGACAACAGAUUCAGAAUCUAUGACCUAAAAAUCUACAAUAAUUCACAUUUUCAUCUUUCUAACUCUAUUUUUUAUGAAGUUAUGGUCUCUCAAACAUGAUUAUAAAUUAAGGUGUCAGAAAACGUGAACAUGGCCCCAAAAUUUCACCGGGCCAUAACUCAGGAACGACUCCAGUGAUUGAGCUAAAAUUUGAGAUUCUUUCAUUUGGUGAUUUUAGACAUUUUUAGAAUUUUUUUCAGCCAAAUCUGAGACGGCUCAUAGGGGAGGGCGGCUGAUUUCAUACGGACUGACCCCUGGAUUUGACUUAGACUUGAGGUCAAAGACUUGAGACAAACAACGACUUGGUCCAGCCUCUGGUAUUUGCAGUGAAUAAUUUUGAUUUAAAAGUGUUAUUCAAUUUUAUGAGUUUGAUUGUUGAACUAAAAAUGCAAUAUUGUGGACAAAUCUCUUAAAUUAACAAAUCAGCUGUAAUCACUUUGUAAAACCACAAGAUGGCGGUAUAAUGCCAAACUAAACAUGUACAAUUCUGUCUUUUUUUACGCUUCCUCUAUUAUAAAAGUACAAAUUGUAAACUAAUGAAUAAAAUAUUUGUCAUAAGAACUAUAAUGUUGAUCUUUUUAUAAUGUUAUAUUUUUAUAUUUCGGGGUUUCAGAUGCAUCACUUCAUUUUUUGGACCAAUAUUGUUUAAUUCAGAUGG
Messenger RNA from Boleophthalmus pectinirostris (great blue-spotted mudskipper), 3344 nucleotides. RefSeq names its product HAUS augmin-like complex, subunit 4 (gene haus4). Gene Ontology annotation, molecular function: microtubule minus-end binding. Gene Ontology annotation, cellular component: HAUS complex. The record is from RefSeq and is a predicted model, not a curated record. The transcript is spliced from 9 exons. The coding region runs from base 94 to 1197 and encodes 367 amino acids. Lineage: Eukaryota; Metazoa; Chordata; Actinopteri; Gobiiformes; Gobiidae. Gene Ontology annotation, biological process: centrosome cycle; spindle assembly.